UAGCUCGAAAGCUCUUCCCACAUGGAGCGGUAACAGCUUCAGCUCUUCCUUUGCCAUGCCGAGCAGAAGCAGAAGCCGCACGGAAGAAGCGGAGGAGCGCCGUGCGCUGUGACGGGAGCAAUGAAGGAUGAUGUGGCAGAGAUGCGGUAUGCAGCGGUUCGCGCGAAGCUCAGCGAGCAUUGCUACCAUCAGCACUUUGAUGCGGAGUCCGUGCUGCUGGUGGAGACGAUGAUCGAUGACCUGAUUGCCUCUGCCGCCGGCUUUAAGGAGAUGGAGCAGAAGGAAAAGGAAAGAACCCAGGAGCUGCAACUGCUGAUCUCGGAGCUUGGUGUGCUCCGCUUGGAGAACCCCCGACUGCAGGCCGAGAACAACGGGCUUCACCUGCAGAUCAUCGAAGCCGUGGAAGCCUCUGAGACCUGGGAGGCGUCCAUGCUCUCCUCCCUGCAGAGCCUGGAGGAGGAGAUGGAGUCCACGAAGCUGCAGCUGCAACGAGAGGUGCGUCACAACUGCCAGUCUGAGCGCCGGUUGCAGCAGGCGCAGCUGCUGGCGCUGGAUGCUGCCGGGUUGGCGGACGCAGAGGAGCCCUGUGAGGCUCCUCGCCGCGCGGCCUUGAUGCCGCGGGACGACGAGCCGCAGGAGCUGGCGCUCUCCGAGGCUUUGGGCCGCUGCCAAGCGCGGCUGGUGCAACUGGAGGCCCAAGCCGCAGCGGCACGGCGGCGCGGGGAAGACAUGGAGAGCCAGGCAGCUGACCUUUGCGACCAGCUCUUCAAGCCCUGUCCACAGCUUCGACAAAGAGCCCUGCAGGCGGGCAGAACGCAAUCCUUGGAGCGCAGCCGAGCAGACGUGCAGGAGAUGUCGCAGCAGCAUGCUGAGCUGGAGAGCCGUCUGGCAGCUGUGGAAGGAUGGCAGAAGGCCCUAGAGCACCGCAACACGGAGUUGAAGAGCGAGGCGAAGGCUUUGUUAGUUUCGGUUGACGAGGAAUCUGCCAAGACAACAGAAGUGUUGGAGAACAGCAGAGCUCAAGCUGACAUCCAGAAGCGCUUGCACACUGAAAUGCAGGAGCGCUCAGAAUCUUUGCAGCAAAUGUGCAGGCGCAUAGAAGGCUCCACGAAGAUACUGAAUGCACGGCUAGCCCAGAUCUCAAGAGAAGAGGUGCUGAAGACGACAGAGCAGUCGCGCCAGGUCAAGGAGCUCUUGGACAAGCUGGUUUUGCUGCAGGAAGGCCAUCAGCAAUCUCCGCUGACUUCGCAGCUGAAACAGAUUGAAGAACGCUUGCACAGAGCAGAGGACGAAAGCAGUGCUUUGAGUACUUCUAGAUCUGCGCUGCAAGAAGAGGUGCAAUCGGCGAUGCUGGAAGCAGAGACUCAAGCGAGGCAGUUGACAAAGCAAACGCAAGCGCUGGAGGGAGACAUCCGCAAUGAUGCAGACAUCCAAAGCAGGUGGCACGGUGCUGACACACACCUGCAGUGGCUGAAUGCUUCUUUGUCAGGGAUCACGGACGAACAGAAGAAGCUUGCGACCUACCUGCAGGAGCAGCAGACUUUUCUUCAGCAAGAGAGCAUGCAGCGGGUUCAGCUCCAUGCAGAGGUGCAAAGGCUACACGCCGUUGUUCGCUCGCUGGACGGCACACGAGAGGAGUGGCUGGCUGACCUUGGCAAAGCCGUGGACUCCUUGCGACAGUCCCACGCCUCGCUGACGGCUACCCUGCAGCAGGAGGAGUUCGCCCAAGCGACCUCUGACAAGCUGAGGCAAGAGGCCUUUCAAGUGCAGAGGAGCAUCCAGGUGGCCUCUACGCAGAGGGACGAGCUCUCGGCAGAGGUGCAGGAAUGGGGCCAAGAACUCCACUCCGACCUCCUUCGCCGCGAUGAGGCGCGAUCGAUGGCUGCUCGGCUUGUGGAGGAGCUCCGGGAGUUGCAGCUCUCUGGUACAUGGACUCCUGAGAGGGCGCCUGAUCCUCCUGACGCAGAGUCUCUGGAUCAAUGUCACCAAGAAGUGUGGCAGCUCGAGGAGAGACUGGCACGUGUAGAGACCCGGACGGCAUCUGUAAUCUCCAAGGCCACUCUAAGCGAGGCAGCCAAUCUUCAACAGCUUGGCUUUGAAGGAUCUUGCGCGCUGGAGAAAGUUUGCGAAGGAGAGCUUGCUUCAGCCGAGGCGAUGUCGGAAGCUGUCUCCUCGAAGUGCUGGCAGCUGCAGGCGGACAUUCAGGAAAUGCUGGCAAGUGCCUCCAUCGAAGAGUCGGCACAUGAUCAACUGGAGAGCGAGUUUGCAAGAUGUCAGCAUGGUCUCAGCGAGAUGGAGAUGUCCGAGCACCACGCAGCUGCAGGCUGGGGUGACGAACAGCGAGCAGCUGCUUCAGAGCUGGAUCUCUUGAGAAAGGCUGCAGCCAUCCUGGACGAGGAAAGGGACAUCACGCAGCGUCUGGCAGACGACAGAGCACAAGAAGUGGACGACCUGCAGAAUGCCAUCCGAGACCACCAGCAGUCGCUUCAGGAAGCUCAGCAGGCUCUGGAUGACCUCCGCUCAAGCGCUGAUGGCCAGCAGCAUCACCUGGACCAGCAACGUCUGAUGAAGACAGACAGGCAGGAGCAUCUAGAAGCGCUGCGGCAUCAGUCGCAAGCCUUGCGUGUGGAUGUUCGAGAGCGCAGCACAGAGGUGUCCCACGUGCUCGAGGACCUGCAGCACAUGGUGAAGGAAAACCAGGACCUGCAUGAAGAGUCCCGCAAGCUGGCGCUGAGUGUGACUGCUCGGACAGCAGAGGCGCGCAAGAAGUUUGAGCAGCAGGAAGAGUCCGCUGAGCAGCUGCACGCCUUGGAGUUGGAAAGAGUUGACGUGGCCAGACUUCGCGAGCAAAUCUGUCUGCAAACCAGGCAGCAGGAGGUGGCGAUCUCCCGGCUUAGCAACCACAAGGAAACGGCUCGCCGUGCGGCAGGCGAGUUGGUGGCUCAGCUGCAGCGGAUCCAGGGAGCGCAGGAGUCCUGGCACAGCCGGGAGGAGGAAUACCAGGUUGACAUCUCCCUGAUGCAGGAGCAGAUUGCAGACAUCGCGCAGCGCGUCGCGAUGAGUGAGGAGUCGCAGCAGAAGGCCUUGGAGGAGGAUGCCCGGCUUCAGGGGGACGUGGCGGCGGCGGCAAAGGCGGCGGAGGGUGCCGACCAGAGCGAGGCGGCCCAAGCGCAGGCAGUUGCAUCGCUGCGGCUCAGGCGCCACCAGAUUGAAGUAGCCUUGCAACAGACCAUGGCAGAGGUUGCGUCACAGCAGCGCUUAGCCGAGCAAGAUUGGAGCCAGGUGAGCCGCCUGGAAUCUUUGCUCGAAAGCGGCCAGAUCAAACUCAACAAGAGCACUGCCGAACUCGAGGCGCUUCAAAAGUAUCAUCGAAGUUCGCCACUGGCCGUAGGCAGCGAUGCGGCUGCGAGUCCUUCUUCCCUCUCCCUGAAGCAGCAGGAGAAUGAGCGGUAUGCCAAGGCUAAUGCAACAUCCCUGCCUGCGCUUAGAUUUGAGGUGACUAGCAUGCAUUGGGGAGCAGCGUUGUGCAGGUGGGGGAGCUUGAUGCGCAGAGGCAGCGCUUGCAUGCAGAGGUCACCCGCUUGCGCGCGGAGCUGAAGCGGAGAUCGGGCUGAGAGCGAGCCGCGUAUUUUUCCGGGAGCUUGGCAAGGCUUGGCGUCGAGCCUCUAG
Messenger RNA from Effrenium voratum, 3669 nucleotides. Lineage: Eukaryota; Dinophyceae; Suessiales; Symbiodiniaceae. The record is from the annotation of a GenBank genome assembly.